AUGCGCGUAGGUGUUACUACCGUAAUACCUUGGGCCUGUAUACGCGCGUCAACUAAGCCUCUCACCGAACGCGAUGCUGUCCAGCUGGAUCUCAUCUUCAUUUGUGCAACAAAACAACGUUCGGAGCGGCACGACAACGUAAUCAUGAAGUUGGUGACAGCGCCACUGAAUCCACAAACGAACACGGAUUCGAACUUUGAUUGUCCUUCGACGCGCCGAGGCAUUGCAUUCCUUGGACGUUACCACUUCUAACCGUCGGUAACCACAUCGAACCG
Molecule: messenger RNA, 275 nt
Organism: Opisthorchis viverrini
Lineage: Eukaryota; Metazoa; Platyhelminthes; Trematoda; Opisthorchiida; Opisthorchiidae
Exons: 2
Coding region: 1-252 (83 amino acids)
Source: RefSeq, a predicted model, not a curated record